Molecule: messenger RNA, 1640 nt
Organism: Asparagus officinalis (garden asparagus)
Lineage: Eukaryota; Viridiplantae; Streptophyta; Magnoliopsida; Asparagales; Asparagaceae
Product: calcineurin B-like protein 7
Exons: 9
Coding region: 659-1309 (216 amino acids)
Biological process (GO): calcium-mediated signaling
Molecular function (GO): kinase binding; calcium ion binding
Source: RefSeq, a predicted model, not a curated record
AGAUCAUUUUCUUGGGUUCUCGAUUUCUUACAUUAUUUUCUUGAAUUUGAGAUUUAUUGGGUGAUAUGGCCUAGAUUUUGUUAGUCUUUUAAAGAGAGUUUUCUGGCCCUUUUCCUCUGUUUUAUGUUCUGAGAUAUCAAGGACAUGCAACUCCCUGGCCAAGGAAUUGGAUUCAUGGGGAUUUAUGAAGAAUAUACUGGGAUUUAUUUAUUUGGGAAUUAUCAGCUCCGGGCCUUAGUUUUAUAAGGAAAGAGAUUCUCUUGUAAAUUAUUGGAGGAGCAAAUGUCACUAAGUUUUUUGAUUUUAUCUGCCUGCAUGAUUCUCUGUUAAUUAAAACUGAAUUCUGUUAGCCAGUUGUGUGAUCUGUGAUGGUCGUGUUGCUGUCAUCUUUUUUGGUUUGCAACUGUUAGCGGAUUUAUGUGCAUUUAAAAAUUUCUUUGUCGGUUAGUUUUUUUGUUAAAAAAUAUUUUUCUUGAAUCAAUGAGUACGUUUCAUUUCCAUGCUAUAUACUAUGUCAAAAAUUUUCUUUAAUUUCAAUGUUAUUAUAACUUGUUUUGAACUUUUUUUUUGGGCCCCUUUAUUUAUUAACUGCAGGUACAAAUUCAGUGCUAAAGGCAACUUGUUGUGAAGUUUUGUUUUGGUGAAGGUUGCUGUUUUGAUGGGCUGUGUAUGUGUAAAGCCUGUCAAGCACACGCCUGGAUAUGAGGAUCCUGUUAUUCUUGCUUCUGAGACAACUUGUGCGUUUACUGUAAGUGAAGUAGAGGCGUUGUACGAACUGUUCAAAAAAAUAAGUCAUUCGAUAAUUAAAGAUGGCCUUAUACAUAAGGAGGAAUUCCAACUUGCACUCUUCAGGAAUAGCAAUAAGAAGAAUCUCUUCGCAGACAGGGUAUUCGACUUGUUUGAUGCCAAACGCAAUGGUGUUAUUGAUUUUGGAGAAUUUGUUCGAUCUUUAAGCAUCUUCCACCCUGACACGGAGAAAACAGAAAAAAUUUCAUUUGCAUUUAGGUUGUAUGACUUAAGGCAUACUGGCUUCAUUGAACCUGAUGAGUUAAAGGAGAUGGUGCUGGCUCUUUUAAAUGAAUCAGAUUUAUGCCUUUCAGAUGAUGUAGUCCAACAAAUAGUCGAUAAGACCUUCGCCGAGGCAGAUAAAAAGGGUGAUGGAAAGAUAGAUCCAGAUGAAUGGAAAGAAUUUGUAGUUCAAAAUCCUUCAUUACUUAAGAACAUGACCCUCCCGUAUUUAAAGGACAUAACCAUGGCGUUUCCGAGCUUUGUCAUGAAAUCAGAAGUAAAUGACGACGAAAUGAUGUAAUUGUUAAAAAGACUGAUGUUGUCGAAUGCAAACCUACAUCACAAGGGAAAAUGCCUCUUUGGAGCUCAGGUUUUCGGUUGAGCUCCUACAAUGACAACGAUAACAAAGAGUCAGUGAUCUGCUUUUGAUCCGUAGCAGAUUUAGCAACUCGCACGUCGCAGCAAAAUUUUUAGAAUGAGGAUCCUUAAAGGUGCUGCAUAUGCUACUCCCCUAAUCUCACACUAUCUUUCAGUUGUUACUGAUGGGGGGAAGGAGCAAUUCAUGUGUAUAGUUUUGACUUGAGGUUGUAUGAAACAUGUGUUCGGUUAAUGAAAAUUUUGAGGUUCUGAUA